Corylus avellana is the source of this 2029-nucleotide messenger RNA. RefSeq names its product tropinone synthase. The record is from RefSeq and is a predicted model, not a curated record. Lineage: Eukaryota; Viridiplantae; Streptophyta; Magnoliopsida; Fagales; Betulaceae. Gene Ontology annotation, molecular function: iron ion binding; heme binding; oxidoreductase activity, acting on paired donors, with incorporation or reduction of molecular oxygen. Gene Ontology annotation, biological process: terpene biosynthetic process.
AACGAGGCCAAUGUGUACCAUACGGACAACUGGUUUCUACUAUAAAUUACACAACAAGUCUUGUAUAAUUUGCCAUCGAUCGAUAUAUCCCAACAUCGCCAAACACCACAAUGGAGAUCCAAACAAUUAUAGGCCUUGUAGCUUUGCUAGCAAUCUUCACCCAUGUCCUCUUGAGACUUGCAUCUCACGGCAACAAUGGCUCCCCCAAACUUACCGGAAUUCCUGAGCCACCCGGUGCACUACCCUUCAUAGGCCACCUCCUCAGUCUCGGCAGCCACAAGGAUGACCCGGUUGCCCGAAUUCUCGGGGCCAUGGCCGACAAGUACGGCCCGCUCUUCUCGCUACGGAUCGGCCUGCGCCGGCUCUUGGUGGUGAGCAGCAAGGAGAUGGCGAAGGAAUUCCUGGCCACCAACGACAAAGUUUUCGCCACCAGGGCGAGCAUAACAGUUGGAAAACACAUUGGUUACAACAAUGCCAUCUUUGCUCUUGCUCCUCAUGGCCAAUAUUGGCGUGAUGUGAGGAAGAUGGCCAGUCAUGAGCUCCUGUCGAACGACCGGCUGGAAACGCUAAAACAUGUUCCAGAUUCAGAAGUGGAGUCAAUGAUUAAGGAGUUGUUCAAGCUGUCGGAAGACAACAAGGUGGCAACAAUCAGCGAGAUGUUUGAGCACAUGGCAUACAAUAUCAUCCUCAGGAAGCUUGUCGGGAAGCGGUUUUCAGCAGCCGAGUACGGGGAGAAGAGCAGCGAGGCGGGCCGGAUAAGGAGCGGCAUCAGCGACGCCUUGUUUCUGAGUGGUAUUUUUGUGUUGUCGGACGCCAUUCCUUGUCUUGAGUGGAUGGAUUUUCAGGGGCAUGUGGGUUCCAUGAAAAGGGCUGCUAAGGAGAUUGAUUCGGUGCUUGAUAUUUGGCUCCAAGAACAUCUCCACCAGAAAAAAUUAGAGUGUAAAAGUAAUGAGGAUAGGGAUUUCAUGGAUGUGAUGCUAUCAACCUUUGAGGAGGAUGCUGUGAUUUCUGGCCACACACGAGAUACCAUCAUCAAGGCAACAACAUUGAUUCUCAUCCUAACAGGCUCAGGAAGCACAGCUGUGACUCUAACAUGGGCAGUGACCCUACUCUUAAACCACCCAAAAGUCCUAAAGGCUGCCCAAGAAGAGCUAGACACCCAUGUGGGGAAGGACAAAUGGGUGCAAGAAUCCGACAUCAAGAACCUCAACUACGUCCGAGCCAUUGUUAAGGAAACCCUGCGCCUCUACCCACCAGGCCCCCUCACAGGAAUACGGGAGGCCAUGGAAGACUGCAACAUUGGUGACUGCUUUGUUCCAAAGGGCACUCGUGUGGUCAUCAACAUAUGGAAGCUGCAGCGCGACCCACGGGUGUGGGAGAACCCGUCGGAGUUUCAGCCGGAGCGGUUUCUGACAACUCAUGCAGAGGUUGACGUUAGGGGUCAGAAUUUUGAGUUUAUUCCGUUUAGUUUUGGAAGAAGGUCAUGCCCUGGAAUUGGAUACGGCUUUCAAGUGCUUCACUUGGCAUUGGCUCGAGUGCUUCAAGGAUUUGAUAUUGCAACCGUGGGAGGCAUGAAGGUGGACGUGCGUGAAGGAUUGGGAAUUGCUUUGCCAAAGGUUGAGCCACUACAACUUGUGCUCAAGCCUCGCCUUCCUAAGGAUCUCUAUUAAUAUAUUGAUUGCUUUCUAUGAAAGCAACUACUUCAAAUGAUCAGUUGAAGGUUAAUGAUUAUGUAGGUUAAGUGUGAAAUAGCAAUAGCCCUAGACCCUCCUUUAGGGUUUUGUUUUUUUGGUUUCAUAGAUGUACCCUUUUUGAGGUGAAAACCCUAUGACUAUCGACUAGUGCAACAGAAUAAGCACCCGAUGUAUCUAGGCCUCAGACACCGUUGUAACUCAGAUAUAUAGCCACAAGGUCAUCAUCUAUGAUCUAUGCACCUGCAUCAACAUUAACAACAUCGUUUGCACCAUGAGAAUUACCACCACCCAUGAUGCAAGCGGGAUUUAUGAGCCUCCCGUCUCCAUGAAAUAGA